Messenger RNA from Cylindrotheca closterium, 3735 nucleotides. The record is from the annotation of a GenBank genome assembly. NCBI's taxonomy places the organism in Eukaryota, Bacillariophyta, Bacillariophyceae, Bacillariales, Bacillariaceae.
AUGUUAUCCCGUCGCAAUCGUGGUGCACAUUAUGCAAGAGGAUUUCACAAACAACAAGAAUCUGGCCCAACGAGGCAUCGAGAACCAUCACCAACGAAGACUCGUGGGCGCCUAACUUCAUGCCGUUUGAUUCCAUGCUUAUUUGUCGUUGCAGUUCUUUUCUUGCUGUUGAGCCUUUUGGUUGGAGGAUGCAUGCUCUCUGUAGAGGAUAGUCUAUCCUCCCUGUUGGAAAGUUCUGUCUCGACAUUCACUGGGCCUCGGCGACCGACCAAUCGGGCAUGUCUUGGUUACAGGGGAAUAUAUCACAUCGAGAAAGGAGAUAUCGGCGGGGCUGCUGGUACUGUAUUCUUUCAAUUCGUGAUCGGUCAAAUCUUAUGGGCGGAGAUUUACAAUUUCAAGCCGUGGGUUCAUUUGAGCAAUGUGUCCUAUAUCGUCUAUGACCCGAAGGUCCAUGGGCAGGGCCCAGGUGUUCAAUUCACGAUGCAGGAAGGGCCAAACAUCACAUAUAUACAUCGACCAAACGGUCAUAUAAAGGAUUAUGUACCAGGGCCACCAGAAAAUAUGGAUGUUCCUGUUCAAAAGGACUACAACUUCUCGGGCAGUGGCGUGUGGAAUGACUACUUUGAACCUGUAUCAGAUUUUGUACCAGGAGACACUUCGUGUCGAAACAAGCCACUAGUAACAAUGGACCUCUUUCAAGUCACACCUGGUGUACAUGGCUUUGCCGAAUGGGCCCCACGAUGCUGGAGAUACGAGUACUUGCCGGAUUAUAUCACCAGACCACACAUUCCACUCCAAGAAUGGCUCGAACCACAGAGGAGCAUCGGACACCGUGUAUUGAAACAAUACAUCAGAUUCCUCCCGCACAUUCGUAAAAAAGCUGAAACUUUCAACCCAUCGUGCUCGCUGUUUUCGAAUCCAUGCUUGGGAAUUCAUAUUCGACAAUCCGAUAAAGCAGCAGGUCGACGACAGAUUCAAACCGACGAGUUUCUUCCAUACGUCCUCUCAUUUUUAGAAUCUGGGGGCAGCUCGAUAUAUUUGGCUACAGAUUCCACUUCUGUUGUCGAUCAUAUAAAAAAUUCGUGGCCAGUAGGUAUCCAAAAACGGAUACGAUCUAUGGGUGAUGACAUUGUCCGUUCGACGAAUGCAGAGGCGGUGUUUGACAUUGGAUCCCAUCAUCGCACAAACGAAGAAAUUUUGAUCGAAAUCCUUGCAUUGGCAAAGUGUCAAUUUAUGGUUCAUGGACUCAGUGCCGUAACAGAAUCAAGUAUCUGGAUCAAUCUCAAUCUACACGCUACUUCUGUCAAUCUUGAAGAUCCAGAUCACAGUGAUCCUUCUGCCUUUAAGGAGAUGGUGUCGAAGGUUCUCACCGGAGGAAAUGCAACCGAUAUUAUGCUGCAGCGACGGACUAGCAACUGGUGGAAAAAAGACGAGACACAUGUUUGGCCACGGGAACCAACUCAUUCAGCUUGUGAAGGAUCUUCUGGUCUCCUUCAUAUUGCUCAUGUUGGCCAUCAAGCAGGCUUUGGUACUGCAUUCUUUACAUCAGUUGUCAACCAGCUCAUAUAUGCCGAGGAUAAUAAUCUAACACCUUGGAUUCAUCUGUCGGAGAAAGCAGAAUAUAUAUACGACGAUGACGUUCAUGGCGUUGGGGAACCUAUCUCCUUUCAAGCCAAAGUGGACCAUGACAUUAAUUUUAUCCGGCACACAUUCAAUGAAAGCUACUACUAUCCAGGACCACCAACUUUAAGUGACAAAGGUCGGACGAUUGCCAUGAGUGUUGAUGGAACUGGUAUAUGGAACAGCUACUUCGAGCCUGUGUCUGAAUUCCACAAGGACGAUUCUUCUUGCCAUAAUCAACCUUUCCUUUCGAUGGAAUACAACAUGGUCACUUCGCCGUUGAAUAGUUGGUCACCGUGGUCGGUCAAAGCAUGGCGAUACGAUGAUAUACCCGGCAGGCUAUGGAAGGAUGAAAAUAUGAAACUAAAGGACUUUCUCGCACCCAUGAGAAUUAGAGCGAGUAAAAUUGUCAAAAAGUAUUUUCGAUUCCAUUCGUUCAUUGAGACCAGGGCUCAAGAAGUUAAUCCAGUCGAUGCUUCAUCCCCGUGUCUAGCUAUUCACCUUCGAAAUAGCGACAAGGGUGGCGAAAAACACCGUGGAAAGUUUCCACCAAAUAAAUUUCGACCGUACAUGCAAGCUUUUAUCGACGCUGGUGGCAAGGACAUAUACAUCGCCUCAGAUUCACAUCGAACUCUGGAAUACAUUCAAGAACACUUUCCUUCAGAAAUCACUAACGCAAUUCGGACGCAAGGUCAAUAUGUUGUUCGUUCCACGAAGAAAUGGCCAAUCCAUUCCCUUGAGAAGCACCAUCGUACAAAUAGUGAAGCAUUGGUAGAUAUCCUGUCCAUGUCCAAGUGCUCUAUGCUUUUGCAUGGUCACAGUGCCGUUUCAGAGGCUGCAAUAUAUCUUAAUCCAGACCUCCACGAUACAAGUGUUAACUGGGAGGAUCCAGACAAAAUGAGUGUGAUAGAGUUCAAAGAAAUGUCACGGACCAUCUUGAAAGAGUCCUUGUCGCAGCCUGCUGCAGAGACCGCGAUUGCAGAGCCAAAAAUCAAGGACCCACUGAUAUUGCAUGGCAGCGAAAGCAGAAUAUGCAGGAAAAAUGCCAUUGUGUACCUUGCACAAAAAAAGCACUCGUCAUACAAAGGAAGAGACAGCUAUGGCCUACUUUUGGAGUCUCUGAGUCUCAUUAACAAGAACUAUUUGGCUUUGAAGAACAAUGCUGAUAAUUUUGACAUCAUCAUCUUCCAUACCGCAGACUUUGAUGCAUCGGAUCUAGACGUUUUCCGUGCGCGAUUUGGUGAAGGUUUCGGAGAAAUGGUUCACUUUGUUGAUCUGGCCAACACCACCUACUGGAAGCGGCCAAAGUGGCAUGAAAAUGAUGACCCUAGUAGUUGGUAUGCUUUUCCCCUCUUCUCUGAGGGAUACCGAAGGAUGAUGCAUUUCUUUGCGAUUGAUAUUUGGAAUUUCUUCCGCGACUACGAGCAAUCGUCUGGCUGUUCUUAUAGGUACAUUAUGCGCUUCGAUGAAGAUUCCUAUCUACACUCACCGAUCCAAUAUAAUAUAUUUGACUUUAUGGAAAAGAACAAGUACUUGUAUGGAUUCAGGAUUUGUGCCUACGAAAUGCAGGUGACACAGAGAAUUUGGAAGCUCUGGCGACGGAGAAAGAACAAUCCCAAGCCUCUCCGUGAUAUUGAGCUCCAGAUGUGCGGAAUUUACAAUAACUUUUUUGUUGCGAAUCUGGCACACUUUCAGAGCCAACCAGUUCAACGAUUUCUGAAUUUUGUGGACCGACAAGGAUUUAUCUAUCGUCGGCGACUUGGUGAUUUAAUGAUUCAUUCCAUGGCCACUUAUGCAUUUACACCUCCAGAACAAAUCCACCGCUUCCUUGACUUUACCUACGAGCAUGGUACCGUCAACCAUACUAGUGGUUGUGUUGUGUGGGGUGGAAUUCAAGCUGGAUACGAUGACCCAAAAGCUGACGAAACGUUGAACUCAUUUUGGCAAAGAAAGGUUGCUGAUGUUGGCAAUUGCGCCAACAAGGACUACCUCCUAUCCAAGGAAAAUCUAUCACCGACGUAUUCACAUCUUCCACCGGAAAAGGCCGGAGUCCAGCUCAGAACCAUAAUGGAUGGCAAGAUUGAACUACCUGACAAGGGACCACUCAGCGGCUGA